AACAACACAAGACAACACAAUUAAAACCUAAGAGCUUUCGCAUAAGCACAACGGCCCUGCCGUAGGCCCCACCAGACACUCCAAACACACGAGGCGAAUAUCGAAUAUCUCUCAGAGGUUAUAUUUUCAAAAACACUUAUUACAAGAUGGCGUAUUACAUCUCACCCUCCCAACGCUAUAUAACUUCAUAUGAUACAGCGAAUAAUCGUCUUUAUUUUAAUCCAAUGCUAACCGUUUGUCCACCGAAAUGGACCUCCAAAGUAAUGACGGCCAUGCUCGUUAUAUCUGCCGUGGUCAUCAUUUUGUUCUUAUAUCAGCCUCUUCAAAGUGAGAUUAACAUACUGCUCAUUGAUGCUGAUGCGCCCCCGAUUUACAAAACCAACGAACGCUAUUUAAGUGUGGCGUUGGAUACUUCAUUGCUUGCCAAUAACUUUAAAGGAUUUGAUAUGCGAAGUUCAAAAUUACAUAUGAUGAUGUUGCCAUUGGGUGGAUCUUACUUACGCAUUGGUGGGACAAUGGCGGAUCGAUUAAAAUUCGCACCACGAAAGGCAAUGCAUGACACUCAUUUUACUUAUGAAGCAGACAACGGUCGCUGCGUUUAUGAUGGCCUUAACUGUCUAUUCAGCAAUCGUCCUAAUUUUACUUUAUCAAGAUCAGCUUGGACAUUGUUGAACCGUUUGGCUGUUUUAACCAAUUUUACAAUUCUUUUUGACUUGAACUCCUUACGUCGUACCAGGCGAGGUGCUUGGGAUGCAACAAACGCAAAGUCACUCAUUUCAUUUUCGAAUCAACAGAAAUUUGACUUGAUUUGGCAAUUGGGAAAUGAACCAAAUGCGUAUAGACAUACUUUCAACUAUGAAGUCACAGGAGAGCAAUUAGCGGACGAUUUUAAAAAGUUGCGGAAUAUUUUAAACAAAUAUCCCAGAUAUAAAAAUUCGCUUCUUGUGGGACCUGACAUUACUAAACCAAAACUCUUUAAUGAAGAACCAAGGCAAUUUUUGCUUGAUUUCUUGAUAGAGUUGGAUAGAAAUGUUUUAAACGCAAUCACAUGGCAUCAAUAUUAUUUUAAAGGACAAAAUGCACCUCUUAGCAAUUUUUUGAGUCCAGAUGUUUUUGAUAUGCUUGAAGAUGAAAUCACUGCUAUUAAAUUUGUUACAAAACAGGCCUUUAAUUCAGAUCUGCCCAUCUGGUUAGGAGAGUCAUCAUCAGCUUACGGUGGAGGUUCCGCGAAAUAUUCUGAUAAAUUUGCAGCCACUUUUAUAUGGCUGGAUAAAUUAGGUCUGGCUGCGAAAAACGGUAUCGAUUUAAUCGUGAGACAAUCGCUGUUCAAAGGACACUAUGCUUUAUUGGACGAGAACUACGAUCCCAAUCCGGACUGGUGGGUUAGCGUUAUUUACAAAAAACUAGUUGGUCAAGAAGUCAUUGAUUGCAUGCUUAGAGGAAAUCGCCGUGUGCGCUUAUAUUGUCAUUGUGCGAAUAAACAAAAUGGAUAUUUGAAUGGCUCUGCACUAGUUGUAUUUGGAAGUAAUAUGAAUUAUUCGCCGGCAUUAGUAAGACUACAAGAAGUAAAUUCAGAGUAUCAAGACACAUUAAACUUUCUUGAGUUUCUCAUUCAAACUCAUGCAUCAAUUGUAUCAAAGGAUAUUUAUUUAAACAACGAGCUACUUAGGAUGCAAACAAAUGGACAAUUGCCCAAAUUUCAGCCAAGAAAUAUAACAUCCAACAUCAUUACUAUACCUCCCUACACACUGGGUUUCUGGUUGAUUCCGGUUUCAGCGUGUUAGAAAAAUAUGUGUAAUAAUUAUGUAAAUGCGAAUAAUUGUGAUGUACUUCAUUAAAAUUCGUAGAAUGAAGUCAAA
Messenger RNA from Dalotia coriaria, 1859 nucleotides. Its product is annotated as heparanase-like. The transcript is spliced from 10 exons. The record is from RefSeq and is a predicted model, not a curated record. Gene Ontology annotation, molecular function: hydrolase activity, acting on glycosyl bonds. Lineage: Eukaryota; Metazoa; Arthropoda; Insecta; Coleoptera; Staphylinidae. Gene Ontology annotation, cellular component: membrane; extracellular matrix. The coding region runs from base 147 to 1784 and encodes 545 amino acids.